Pungitius pungitius (ninespine stickleback) is the source of this 3653-nucleotide messenger RNA. RefSeq names its product voltage-gated potassium channel subunit beta-2-like. Lineage: Eukaryota; Metazoa; Chordata; Actinopteri; Perciformes; Gasterosteidae. Gene Ontology annotation, biological process: regulation of potassium ion transmembrane transport; potassium ion transport. Gene Ontology annotation, molecular function: transmembrane transporter binding; voltage-gated potassium channel activity; potassium channel regulator activity. The transcript has 14 exons. Gene Ontology annotation, cellular component: cytoplasm; membrane; voltage-gated potassium channel complex. Bases 52 to 1383 code for a protein of 443 amino acids. The record is from RefSeq and is a predicted model, not a curated record.
CCCCCCCACACUUCCAACCCCUAAAACAACCACCCGUGAACCAGGGUCAGGAUGCAGGUGUCUUUCGCCUGCACUGAGCACAACCUCAAGAGUCGCAGCGAGGACCGGCUUUGUGGCCUUCGCACCGCCCCGCCCCCCGGGGGCAGCAGUGGGGGCGGAGGAGGGGGAGGCGGCGGAGGAGGCGGCGGCGGCAGCGGCGGUGGAGGAGGAGGAGGAGGAGGAGGCGGCGGAUGUGGUGGCGGAGGAGGUGGAGGAGGUGGCGGCGGACAUGGCAGCAAUGGCAACUACACGUCCCAAGGCUCGGCCAAGACCCGGGAGGGUCCCGGGCCCCGUCAGACCCCGCACGGCCAUGCCCACAUGAAGGAGGCCAUCGGGCGCCACAGCAGUAUGAAGUACAGGAACCUGGGGAAGUCGGGCCUUCGUGUGUCCUGCCUGGGGUUAGGCACCUGGGUGACAUUUGGAUCGCAGAUCUCGGAUGAGAUGGCGGAGAACCUGCUGACCAUAGCUUACGAGAACGGAGUGAACCUGUUUGACACAGCAGAGGUGUACGCGUCUGGAAGAGCGGAAAUCACUCUAGGGAACAUUAUCAAGAAGAAAGGAUGGAGGCGUUCAAGUUUUGUCAUCACAACAAAGAUCUAUUGGGGAGGCCAAGCGGAGACGGAGAGAGGACUCUCCAGAAAGCACAUCAUUGAAGGUUUACGAGGCUCCUUAUCGAGGCUCCAGCUGGAAUAUGUGGACAUCGUUUUUGCCAACAGAAACGAUGUCAACAGUCCGAUGGAAGAGAUCGUGCGGGCCAUGACGUUUGUAAUAAACCAGGGUAUGGCUAUGUACUGGGGAACGUCACGCUGGAGCGCCAUGGAAAUCAUGGAGGCGUAUUCGGUGGCUCGCCAGUUCAACCUGAUACCUCCUGUGUGUGAGCAGGCGGAGUACCACUAUUUCCAGCGGGACAAAGUGGAGGUGCAGCUCCCCGAGCUCUACCACAAGAUCGGUGUCGGAGCAAUGACCUGGUCUCCACUUGCGUGUGGAUUAAUCACGGGGAAGUACAGUGAUGGCGUGCCAGAGUGCUCCAGGGCAGCAAUGAAGGGAUACCAGUGGCUGAAGGAGCGAGUGAACAGCGAGGAGGGCCGCAGGCAGCUGGCUAAAAUCAAGGAGCUCCAUCUACUGGCGGACAGGAUGGGCUGCACUGCUGCACAGUUGGCUAUCGCCUGGUGUCUGCGCAGUGAGGGAGUCAGCUCUGUCCUUCUGGGUGUUUCUAAUACAGACCAGCUCCUUGAGAACCUGGGUGCCCUACGGAUUCUAACCCAAAUGACCCCUCAAGCUAUUAUUGAAAUCGAUGCCCUUUUGGGAAACAAGCCACACUCGAAGAAAGAGUUGCGCGCUUGAAGAAGCAAAUCCGAGCGACAGAUGACGUUUUGAGAUGACGAAGAAGACAAAUGACUUUGGGAAAACAUUGUUUUAUGCUCCGCUGUAUACUCAAAAACUUGCAUGUCCUCUGCAACAUUAUGCUUCUAGUAUGUGCGCAUAACCCAUUUUGCGCAAUACGUUGAAUCAUGUAUGGAAAAAAAAAGAUAUCUCGAUUGGGGGAAGAAAAAAAAAACAGAAGAAAAAAAACAGGUCAUACGUUGCUUCACGGCUUAAUUGUUUGGAUGGAGGAGAGGCUCUGUCAUCGAAAGAGACCAGGAGGGGUUGAACGACGUUCAACUGAUGUCAAAGCAGAUUCGACUCUUGCAAAUCAAAUGUUCUAAAAUGGAAGGGGAAAAAAAAAAAAACCCACCCGCGUGCUAAAAAUGCAAAAUUUAAAGUCUGAACGGUGCUUUCGUUGGAAACGAGUCGCCUCCCCUCGCAGCUGCCUCUUAUUCCGCGUGACGUUCGGCCAAAGGCCGGUACUCAUGUCACUAGCCAAGCAUUCCCCAUAGUGUGCAUGUGUCUGCCGCGCGCAAUGCUUCACAGGGUUGGGAACAACGGACUAGUUUUUGUGCUAUAACUUAUUAUUUUUUAAACCGAUCACGCGUUUGAACAUUGAUUUAUCGGGGGUCGAAAGCAACCAAAUAUUGUGAGCGUCGUGCUGAAAUAACGACCACGUGGUCUGAAUCACUGCGACGGCAACCCGACUGAAUUGGCAAUCGGAGGUGGGUCCGAUUUUAGAAAAUAACUUUCCCAACCCUGCUGCUCUCUCAGCAGUCUCUCGGCCUCAUCUGUUUGUGAACUGUGCGCAUGUCCCUUUAAGAGAGAACAGCCCUAACAGGGCGUAAAUGUGGCAUGGCUUUUAAUGGCUUAUGUAGAUUUGCAGUGCCCUUGUAAGCCAUUUUUUUUUCUUCCCUACUCUAAAUGGUCUGGGCAGUUUGAUCCAGGAUCUUUGAAGAAUCUGCGGUGUGCAGACGCGGGCUGUGUGUCCGUCGGACUUUGUGUUGCCCUGAACUGUAUCACUCAACAACGCCAUUCUCCCCAAGAGCGUCGCUGUCCCUAAAACCCGAGGUCUGAGACAUUUGUACCGUGUUAGAAGGUCACUGAGCAACUCACGCAGAGAUUUCGGACACACUGUGGGAAAAACAAAGGAAAUGAUAGAGUUCAUCUUAUGUGGUAUUACUCUUGCCAACAUGUUUCUUGCGGUAAAUGUACAUUUCUUUUUCUCGUGGAAGCCUACAAAUAUAGCUUCUCUGCUCAUUUCUCUGGGAGUUCUUUCUCUGUGUGUCGUUUAGUCUCACAUGCACAGCUCAUGCUACACUGUGCAUCGUUGUAUCUUUCCCUCAAGUCUAUUAUUCAUUUCAAUUCUUUGUAAUGGUGUUGGGGGGGGAGGGGGGAUUUUUUUCAUUUUGUGUGUUUUUUUUCUCUCCAUGAAAAUGUUACUAAUCCUUAGAGCGGAUGAUUUCAUACAUGAAGUAGUUUGAUUUGGUGCAAGGUUACUACUGUAAAUAGGCUUUCAUGUUUGGUAGUGGGUGAACAAGAUAACGGUUAAAUAUAAGGAUCCUGAAAGAAGGAAGGAGCCCUGAUGAUGUUGAGUUCGACUGAGUGCAGCUUCAAGUGUACAAAUAUACUCCAAUCAAACCUUGAAAAUGUCAAUUUAGCCUGCGGGACGUACGCGUUACUAUCUUGCAGCGAAGAGAAGCUAAACGAGAGACGAGACAACCGAUACUGAAUGUAUCCUGUCUGUUGCUCCAACCCGAUUGAACAAAGCACACAACUUUUCUUGGGAAUUGAUGCACAAUUGCUUUCAAACUUUCAACAUGUUUAUGGAGAGUUAAGAGUCAGAUAUGAUUUGUGCAUUUACACAAUUCAUCCCUGAACCGAUAGGCUAAACCAUAGCUGUGCUGUUAAAGUUAGCUAACCCACCGUGUUAACAUUUGAAAUAAACCUUUUAUUUGUAUGUAUGUACAGGGAUAUUAAUUUAUGAUUCUCAUAUAAACAGCCUUCCGCCCCGACAGACACUAAAUCGGCUGUUACCCACAAUGUUGUUGGUUCUUGGAUUGUAAUCAACCUUCAUACCAUGUGCUCCCAUAAUGGUUUUAAGCUUUCUUCUGUACACUUGACAUAGAUACCGUUGAUGGAUACACUCCGAUGACUCACUAACUAACGACAGUAUUUGCACAGAACUGUAACCCCUCAGACUCAACAUGUAUGUGCUGACAAAGUAAAGAAAAGCAGCAGCAGCAGCG